Hyaloperonospora brassicae is the source of this 1749-nucleotide messenger RNA. Lineage: Eukaryota; Oomycota; Peronosporomycetes; Peronosporales; Peronosporaceae. The record is from the annotation of a GenBank genome assembly.
AUGGCGCCGUCUGCCGAGCUGUGGCUGUACCUGGACGCCGUCAUGGGACAGCAGAAAGGACCCGUGUCUGCUGCGGUGCUGAAGAAACUGCUGCGCAAGUCAAUCGUGCAGCCACAGCAGCUAGUGUGGACCCAGCGACUCUCGGAAUGGACUGCCGUCGCGAGUGUCGAGCCACUGGCAACCUAUUGUCAGGUCUGGAUGGAUACAUGGUACUAUAUGGCCGAAUGUGCGCCGAGUGAUGGCAAGGAAGCAGUACGAAAGGGUCCAGUGACGACACAACAGAUCGUGCAGCUCUUUGUGGAUGGAGCAGUGGACGGCAUGACGCUCAUUUGGAGUCAAAAACUGGAUAGCUGGAAACCCAUUGGCGAAGUGCCGUCAUUGAAGGAGUUCUUGCAAGAAGCGAACAGUGAUAUGGAUCGCGAGGCAGAGCUGCAAGAACAGGCCGAAAAGGUGCCGAUCGAGCAUCAAGUCUUCGAAAAUGGAUUGUCGGACGCACUUGUUGCUGAAGAUGGCAAGCAGUAUGUGUUUGAUGCUGAAUCGAAAACGUAUGUUACACCGGAAGACAAGAUUGAGGAAGAAUUGGCAUCCUUGCAAGAGAAGAUGGUGGACGCGAAUGCGGAGAAACAAAGAGCUAGUCGGUCGGAUGCAAAAGACGACGAGCAGACGGUGGACAAACGGAAGACUAGCCAAAGUGAGGGGCCAACCUUGACUACGGAAGCAGCACCUGUCGAUCCAACAACUGAACAUGUAGGGGCGGAUGCAGAUGUUGCCAAAAAGCGAAGGGCGAGAAAAAAGAAGAAGAGUGAUAAGUGGAAGAGGAGCAAAACGAAUACGUGGGUGUAUGUGAACGGUUUGCCACUGGACGUCACGGUGCAAGAGGUGCACGACCAUUUUGCAAAGUGCGGUGUCAUCCAGGCCGACGUUGUUACUGGUGACCCACGCAUUAAGCUUUACCACAAUAAAGAGAGUGGGGGAUUGAACGGUGAUGGAUCAGUGUGCUAUAUGAAAGAGGCAUCGGUGGAGCUAGCUGCGCAGCUACUCGAUAAAUCACAAAUACGACCCGAGUGGCCUAUUGAUGUAUCCCCGGCAGAGUUCAAACAGAAAGGGGAAGACUUUGUCAAGCGGAAGAAACCUAAAAUUGACACACGAGCGAAGAUCAAAAUGUUCGAAAAGGAAAAGGCGCUUUCGUGGAAUGAAGGCGAAGUCAGUGAGCCCGCUGGUCUACGCAUUGUUGUUAUCAAGCACAUGUUCACCCCGGCUGAAAUUGACGAUGAAGUGUACGAGAAGGAGUUGCAAGAAGACAUUCAUGGUGAAUGCUCCAAGAUUGGUGAAGUGUCGAAGAUCACACUCUUUGCGAAGCACGUAGACGGUGUAGUGGUAAUCAAGUUUGCUUCGAGCGGUAGUGCUGCUCGGUGUGUCGAAGUCAUGAACGGCCGAUUCUUUGCGGGACGGAAGCUUGAGUGUGGCUUCUGGGAUGGCACGAACUACACACAUCGUGAAAGCCAGAAAGACGAAAACAAACGUGCAGAAAAGUUCCAAGAGUGGCUGGAAGAAGGCUCUUCGUCCUCUGAAAGCGAAGCCGAUGACGAAGACAAACGACCGGGGCAAGAGGACAAGCUUACACAAGAAGAAGAAGUUUGCGCUGGUCGCACACUUCCUCCCCUCGCCGACGACAGUGACGACAGUGAUGUGGAAAACAACAACGACGCUGGCAAGAACGACGAUAGCGGUCUUGAUAUCGGGGAAUAG